UUGGAGCAAGUACGCUGUACUUCAGAAACACGCCCACUUCAAGAUAACUUCUUGUGUACUGGCCUUUCAGCUAUAUAAGAGCGAUUCGUUCUUUCAAAAAGUAUCAAUUGAAGUGUAACUUCUACAGCAACAACUCAUUAAAAAUGUCAUUCAAACUUGUAGUCCUCUUCGCCGCCUUGGCUUACGCCAACGCUGGUUUCUUGGGAGCUCCAGCUGCUCUUUCCUACAGUGCCCCAGCUGUAUCCUACGCCGCUCCAGCUGUGGCUGCCGUCCAUGCUGCUCCAGUGGCUUCUUCCUAUUCCUACACUAACAGAAUCCAAUCCGCCCCUGUAGCUUAUGCCGCCCCUGCCAUCACUGCUGUCCAUGCUGCCCCAGCUAUCUCUUACGCCGCCCCUGCUGUUGCUGCUGUCCACGCUGCUCCAAUCGCUGUAGCUAAAGCGCUUCCCGCUGCCACUUCAUACGCUUACAACAACCAAAUCUCCCAGUCUGUAGCUGCUGUUCAUGCUGCCCCAGUAGCCACCUAUGCUGCUGCCCCAGUUGCCACCUAUGCAGCUGCUGCCCCAAUCGUUAAAUCUUACGCCACCACCUAUGCCGCAGCUCCAGCUAUCUCUUACUCUGCCCCAGCCUUGACUGCUGUCCACGCUGCUCCAGCUCUCUCCUAUGCCGCACCUUUGGCCCUCCAAAAAUACCACUAUUAAAUCAUUAAACGCAAAGAGUGAAAAAAGUUUUUGUGAAUAUUUUCUGUGUGAAAUGGGCUCAUUAUACUUUUUUCGUUUAUUUAUUUAUAUGUAGAUCAAUUGUUGAGAAUAAAUUGUAAAUACUG
Harmonia axyridis is the source of this 823-nucleotide messenger RNA. RefSeq names its product cuticle protein 38-like. The record is from RefSeq and is a predicted model, not a curated record. The transcript is spliced from 2 exons. Lineage: Eukaryota; Metazoa; Arthropoda; Insecta; Coleoptera; Coccinellidae. The coding region runs from base 144 to 698 and encodes 184 amino acids.